Messenger RNA from Schistocerca gregaria, 666 nucleotides. RefSeq names its product otoferlin-like. The transcript is spliced from 5 exons. The record is from RefSeq and is a predicted model, not a curated record. NCBI's taxonomy places the organism in Eukaryota, Metazoa, Arthropoda, Insecta, Orthoptera, Acrididae. The coding region runs from base 1 to 666 and encodes 221 amino acids.
AUGGCGCUCUGGGUCCGCGUGCGCGCCCUGCAGGGCGACCGAGCCAGGGGCGACAAGCUCAUCAGGGCCGACUUCAGAGGCGUCUCUCAUUAUUCGAAAGUCUUUGAGGACAACGUAGAAACGGUCGCCUUAGAUCAGCACUUCGAGUGGCCACUAGCGCGCGCGGCGGAGGCGGGCGAGGCGGUGACUCUGACGCUGCUGCAGCACAGCCGCUACUUCGGCCGCGAGCGCGCGCUCGGCGCCUACAGCCUGCUGCUGCAGCAGGUGCUGCGCGACGGCCGCCUCGCGCUCUGCGACACCAUGCUCGACUCCAACAACAAGCCGCUGCCCACCCGCAUCUCGUUCGAGAUCGCGUACACGCCACCAGGCGGCGCGGAAGUGGCAGGAGACGCCGUCUUCGACGCGCUAGACGACGACCAGCAGAUGCUAAUCGACAUCGAGCAGAACAUCGCCAACCUGGAGCGCAACCUCCAGCUGGUCGGCCGGCGCGGCUCCUGGCAGUCAGACGACGGCGGCGGGGGCGGCGGAGGCGGCUACCGCCAUGUGAUCCAGAGAAGCAACUUCGCUCUACCGCCAUCUGCCGGUGUACUCACUGAUGUCAAUCAUUCUACAGGAACUCCACUGUGCAGUCCAGCAUCAGAUUCGAUGGAUCCGGAGUCAAACUAG